Messenger RNA from Spodoptera exigua (beet armyworm), 3067 nucleotides. The record is from the annotation of a GenBank genome assembly. NCBI's taxonomy places the organism in Eukaryota, Metazoa, Arthropoda, Insecta, Lepidoptera, Noctuidae.
UGGCGCCUGCGCCUUGGAAGCGGACAUAAGCACGCCGCCGCGACUCGCCCGCUACUGUACAGAGUGCGUACGCCAGGACUUGGAAGUGUGUCACACAGGCCGCCGCCAUGAGCACCCGUCAGCUGUGCCGGCUCGUCGCCGCCCGCCCCCUUGCCAAACCCAAUCACUCGAUUUGCACCUGCUAUCGGCACUAUAGUCAAGUGAGACCUGUGUAUGUUAUAUCAAAACCUGAAAAAUGGCGCAAUUCAGCCCCGCAUUUCUAUUCAGUCCAGUCCCUCGACAUGAGCAGCAAAACCCGACAGUACUCGUUCGUGCAUAACAUCGACCCCAUAUCGGCGCGCGAAGGACCGCACAAGAACGCCGAUGAUGUUUUGUUUGACAUGUUCAAGAAUGAAGAUACGGGUCUCCUUCCCGUUGGAAAAUUCUUGGCCGCCCUGAGGACCACUGGGAUAAGGAAAAAUGAUAAUCGCGUUAAAGAAGUCAUGCAUAAUCUAUACAAGGUGCACAAACAAUCCAACUUUGAAGGUGGUUCACCCGAGACAUUGAAACUAGACAGGAAGACCUUUAAAGAAGUGAUCGCACCAAACAUCGUCCUCAUCACGAGGGCGUUCCGCAGUCAAUUUGUAAUUCCAGACUUUCAAGAUUUUAUCAAAGACGUGGAAGAAAUGUACUGGGCUGCCAAGAGUAACACAGAUGGUAAAGUGGCCAGUUACAUCCCUCAGCUUGCUAGAGCUAGCUCUGAAAACUGGGGAGUCAGCAUUUGUACUAUAGACGGCCAACGAUUUUCUAUCGGUGAUGUGACAGUCCCAUUCACUCUUCAAUCGUGCAGCAAACCACUCACAUACGCGAUGGCACUUGAAACUCUAGGACCCGACGUGGUACACAAAUAUGUUGGCACGGAGCCCAGCGGCCGCAACUUCAAUGAACUCGUUCUGGAUUAUAACAUGAAGCCACAUAACCCGAUGAUAAACGCGGGAGCAAUUCUAGUAUGCUCAUUACUGAAGACCUUGGACAGGCCCGAGAUGACUCUCGCUGAAAAGUUUGAUUACGUCAUGUCAUUCUUUAGUCGGCUCGCAGGCAACGAAAGCCUUGGUUUCAACAAUGCAGUAUUUUUAUCUGAACGCGAAGCUGCCGACAGAAACUAUGCACUUGGCUUCUACAUGAGAGAACAUAAAUGUUAUCCGGAAAAGACUAAUUUCCGUGAAUGUAUGGACUUCUAUUUCCAGUGCUGCUCAAUGGAAGCCAACUGCGACAUCAUGUCCAUUAUGGCUGCCACUCUAGCAAAUGGUGGCAUAUGUCCCAUCACUGAUGAAAAAGUACUUCGGCCCGACUCGGUACGCAAUGUGCUCUCUCUGAUGCAUAGCUGUGGAAUGUACGACUACUCAGGACAGUUUGCGUUCAAAGUAGGACUUCCUGCGAAGUCUGGAGUGUCUGGUGCUAUGCUCAUAGUAGUUCCCAAUGUCAUGGGCAUUUGCACAUGGUCGCCACCGCUGGACCCCCUGGGAAACAGCUGCCGAGGCUUGCAAUUCUGUGACGACAUGAUCAAGAGGUUCAACUUCCACAAGUACGACAACAUUCGUUACGCCAGUCACAAGAAGGACCCUCGUCGGUACAAGUUCGAGUCGGCGGGUCUCAAUAUCGUCAACCUCUUGUUCUCGGCUGCUAGUGGUGAUCUUAGUGCUCUACGACGCCACCACCUCUCCGGCAUGGACAUGACUCUAUCGGACUACGACGGUCGUACUGCGCUACAUCUGGCAGCGGCAGAAGGUCAUCUAUCUUGUGUAGACUUCCUGCUCGCUCAGUGCGGAGUUCCACACGACCCUCGUGAUCGCUGGGGCAGCCGACCACUUAACGAGGCUGAGACCUUUGGACACACCGCUGUCGUACAGUACCUGAAGGAGUGGGAGCUGACGCACCCUACAGACAAAACCGUGGCCGCUGCUGCAGGCGCGUCAGAUGUCGAUGAUAUAUUGAAGGUUAAACCAGACGCAGAUGACGCCGUCAAGGACCCGAGUAUCCAGGAGAUCGUGUCCAGGAAUGGAGACAAACCACAAUAGAAUCUCUACUGGGAUGAUGUAAUGAGAUGAUCUCGUGACUUAACGUCACUAAAUACAUUAUGAAGGUGACUCAGCAUUGUGUGCAGAUUGUGUUUCUUUCUGUAGCAGUUAUGUGAACAUAAGAGAGGAUGCUAAUAGAAAUGUUAUUGCGCACGAUUCAUGGAAUGCAAUUGAAAGGAAAUUAAUUUCUGUGUAUCUAUUUCUAGAUAUGCUCAUGGGUAUGCAUGCACACUUUGUGCUAUUGCCCAAAAAUAUUUAUUUAAGUAGAAAAAUAUUGCAUUUCACGUUUGGACAGCUUUAGUCGUGAAUAUUUUUCAAAUGUUAUUUAUUGUCUUCAUAAAAGCUUACUUGGCUUUUUGUAUUGACAUUUACAAAAAUCUACAAUUAUGACGAUUUGUAUGUGAUGAGAAAUGCUUUGAUGUUGAAUUUAUUCAGCACUGAGCUGAAGGGUGUGAUAUUAAAGUAAUAUGGAAGCACAAGGCAACAUCUGGUAAGGAGAGAAACCUUAAGGGAAAGAUGCUUAGAGAAAUGAAUUUAAUAUUCUACUGAGAACUUGAGACAAUUGGCUACACAAAACUGUGUGUAUUUUGUGUGUACAAUUUAAGCAAUGUAAUCUCUCUUUCAUAGAUAAUUUUUAAUUGUGAAGAUUUUAUGCAAUAUUAAUAAGUAGGUAGUAUGUAGCUACUGAUUUUAGAUAAAUUUAUUAGGUGAAAUACAGACAUGUACAUUAACCAUGGUAUCUCAGUGUUAAUCUCUCUACUAAUUGUCUAUCUUUAAGCAUCUGAUCAUAGUAAAAAGUACUCCCAAAGUGUAUUUUUAACAUUCCAUAUGAUAUAAACGAAAGGCUUGCUGUACCAGGAACAGCAGUGUUUAUUCUAGAAGAAUAUAUCCACUUGAAGGAAUGUUAAAAAAUAUUUAUUUAAUAAUAUUAAUAAAUAUAUAUGUGUAAGUAAUCACUUAUAUUCUGACAAUAAAUAGAAGCUAUUUUAUGCCAUUAUUGAUGUUGUCCA